GGAGGAGUCCUUGAAUUCUCAUCAAUAAGCUCUUUGGCGGGAUUCAAAUCAGGAUUUAUUGGCUGUUUAAGCUACUUGGCUAUCGACGGAAAAGUUGUAAGUCUUGGGAAGAAUAUAAUUGUUUCUUUUACAUUCCAUUACAAAAAUAGUUGGUAUCAAAAAUAGGGACCUUAAAAACAGGAAAACAGGUACAUGUAUUGUCUCCUUUGAUUAUUUUGAGAAAUUUUCGUAGGGACAAAACGAAUGGUAGUUGGAUAAAGGUUUUCAAAGUUCAAAAUUUCUGGAAACUAGUUUUCGAGGAGAUUUGACAGAGGCACCCAACGGGGAAUUUGAGAAAAAGACGUAAAAACAACAACAAAGCAUAAAUAAAGCUUUCUGAAGCCAUUUUAAGCAUUUUGGGAGAUUGCUUGGAAAAAUUUAUCUGUUCCUCACUCCCAGUAAGACUGAUGGAAGAGUUCCCAGCCAGCAAAGUGCACCUAAAACCUGCAACCUGACGUAUGUCCAGACAUUACUAGACAUUACUGCCCAGUUUGGGUGUGGUCAUAGGGCAAAAUUCAGCCCUUCCAUGGGGGGGUCCAUAGGCAAUUGGGUGUGGCCUAAGGGAGACAUUCACCCCUUUUCAAUGGAGGAAGGAGAGAUAAAAAAAUAGAAUAUACAAGCUAUUGUAUACAACAAAUCCCCUCUGACACCCUCAAUUGUGUAUUUCCUAGCACCACUUUCCUUCCAAGGACAUAUUAAUUUCUCCAAAUUUCCCAGCCAGGAAAACUUGGUCUGAAGAACGGAUAUUUUGGGGAACAGAUCCAUUGGGUGCCCCUGAUUUGAAUUUUGUGUCUGAGGGGGAGAGUAAGGGUGCUUUCUUGACAAGCGGAAAACAAUUCAUACAAAUUCUUCCAUUCGGUUUUACCGGCUGAGUUGAUGAACACAUCUUGAAAGUCUGCUUUUGAUUUCUGUUCUGGAGGUAAAUUGUCUGUAGCAACUGAUUGGACCAAAACCACCAUUUCUUUCUGUUACCGACGCAAUACUAAAGUUCUGGAAACUAUCCCUUUUAUUUGAACUCUUUGAACUGUCUAUACGCUAAUUUCUUAUGCAUAACCUUUACAAACGCGUUCCAAAAGUGGAAAUGAUUCACCAUGGUCUAAUUGACAUUAUUAAAAACUGAAUCAUUGGAUAAUGCAAUUCUAGCAUUUUGAUUGGCUUAGCCGUUAUGGUAUAUGAGCUAUUAUACCAUGCUCUCCAUAUAUAGUCGGUGUACGCGUCAGUUUAAAAUUGGAAGCUAGCUAAGAUUUUUUUUCGCGAAGGAUAGAACGCCGCCCGAAGUAAAUCGUUUUAAUUCAUUUCUUAGAAUACUAGAAAUGCAAUUUCAUCUCAAGAAAAAAGACAAAAACAAACAAAAAAGCCACAAGAGCUUGUUUGAAAGUUUGUCGAAAAACACAUGAAAACACAUGGAACUAAAGUACCUUGACCAUGAAGAAACCACACUUGUCUUCUUUCGUAGCUGAUUGCGAAGCCAUUCGCCGAUCGAGUCACUCGCCGAUAGAUAACUGCGGCUUGUUUAUCCGACAUCAAGAAUAUAAAUCACAAAUAACCAGCUACAAAUACAGGCUAUGCAGCCAUUCACUAGAGCAAUCGAGGCGGUAGUAUAGCUUCUUUUCUCGUUCAGCAAAACCAGCUUGUGGCUUCAAACAACUUCAUAACAAGCGACCGAGGUAAUAGUUUUUCUCCGUUGUUCUUACUUUUAUAACUGCACCGAAAAUCCAAAUUCACAGUAAUUUCGACGGCUGUCACUUAAAAAUUAUUUUCCUUCACAUUAUCUGCCAGGUUUUUUUUAGCUGUUCUGCUGUAUAAAAAACUAAUGUUCAUCGCUACAAUGUUUUGAUUUUUCAUUCACGCAGUCCAGGCGAGUCCGUUCGCGCGUUGACAGUUUUGAUAGACGUGUGACAUGUGAAUAGCGGAAGUCCCUUGUCUUUUCCGGUCUGUUCUAGUCGGGGAGAUUCAACGAGAUUUUGUGGGCGUUUUUAAUAAAACAAUUAUUCCACUCGCGCUUGUUGGAUAUGAGAUGAUUAUAGCCAACUCGGCGCUACACGCCUCGUUGGCUAUCUAUCAUCUCAUAUCCAACGCGCCCUCGUGGAAUAAUUGUUAAUUAGUAGAUUGAGUCAUGUCUAUAGAACAUGAGCAUGUUUCUUUCUGUUUCUUCGACUUGUAAAGGAGCAAGCUCUUAUUGAAAGUGUAUGCGCUUGUCAAGGGCAGUAUUGGCGAACUUGAAUGAGAAUAAGGCCUGUUUCACGAGGAAGCUAUUUUUGUAGCCUUUCGGUGUAGCUUAAUUACUUAAUUUUAUAAUUAGAUUUUAUCUUCUUCCUCCUCUUGCCAAAACACAAUACUUAAGUGGAUUUGUCACAAGGAUAUUAUUGUUUUAUGUCAACUCUGUGCUGAUGUCAUUACUUAGGGUCUUUACCCAUACACAAAAUGCUUCUGUAAAAUUAUGAAGAAGAUUUCAAAGAAAUUCCAUCAGGGAACACUAACCAUGAUGAUUUGUUACAUGAUUUGUGAAAAAAAAAAAAUGGAACACUAUUUUUGGAAUUCAAUUGAUACGCAGACACUUUAAAAGCUUUUUAAAAAAUAGAAAAUAGCGUGACAUAACCCUUUGAAUACCUCUUUAAACAAAUUUCAGGUGAUCUUAUGAAAAGCGUGGGUUUGGAUGAUUGUGAAGUCUGUCAAACAAGGCCUUGCAAGAACGGCGGCACGUGCACAGAGGUCGCUGGAGACCGGGGAUUUAUUUGUACUUGCAGGCCUGGUUUCUCGGGAAGGACCUGUGAUGACGCUGGUAACAAGUGUUCACCUGGCGUUUGCAAUGAGGGACGUUGUGAAAAUAUCGGCAAUGAUGGUUUUGGAUGCAUCUGUCCUGCU
This is a messenger RNA of Porites lobata, 2904 nucleotides long. The record is from the annotation of a GenBank genome assembly. NCBI's taxonomy places the organism in Eukaryota, Metazoa, Cnidaria, Anthozoa, Scleractinia, Poritidae.